AUGUCAUUUAACGGUCAGAUAGAACAAUUUAUUUCCAGGUUCAACAACCAAGAUGCUGAUAUUCAAAGUAAACAUUUAGCGGUACUGGAGCUGUGUGAUAUAAUCGAAUUCUUGAAUAGUCCGGAAGAGUAUCAAACGUUUUUAAGGAAUGUGAUACCUGUAUUUGUGAAAGAACUCAAAAAUGUAGCGCCAUCAUUUGAUACAAGCACUUUUGAUAAUAAAUUGAGGUAUUCAAUACUGGACAUACUAAAUAGGUGUCCGAUGAACGAAACAUUUGAGCCAUUUGCGGGUACCGUACUGGAAAUACUGAUACAAACAUUACCCGCCGAAAAUGAGGAUAAUGGUGUUCAAUGUAUGAAAAUACUGACAGCACUUUUCAAAUCUUAUAAAGGAAUGUUGCAGGACAGGGUAGAAGGCUUUGUUCAAAUUAUCAUGCAGAUAUAUAAGAAUAGCGCGGAAUCGGUGCGGAAAACUUUUGAGGAAGUGGAUGACGCUCAUGUGUCUUCAGAUGACGAGGAAAAAGAAGAUAGCCAUUUAAAUGGCACCGAAGUAGAUUCACAAGGUGAUAGUAUUCAUGUCAGAAAUCCUUCUGGCCCUUCUGUUCUUUCCAAGUCAAGCAUGUAUUCCUUCAAGAUACUCUCCGAGUGCCCCAUAACGAUGGUAACACUAUAUUCUUCAUAUAAGCAGCUGACAGCUACAUCACUCCCGGAAUUUACGCCACUAGUAAUGGAUCUUCUUAAUAUGCAAGUCAGAAAGCAACAGAAAGCUCGCGAAAAAGCCGAAUUGAGAGGCGAACGUUAUACAGCGGUGGUACCAGAAAUUAAAAAUAGGUCGGCUUAUUGCGAUUUCAUAUUGUCACAAAUCAAGGCAACUUCAUUUUUGGCUUAUGUAUUCAUCAGAGGAUACGCAUCAGAUUUUUUACAAAACUAUGUUGGAUUCAUACCAGAUUUAAUUAUCAGAUUGUUACAAGAUUGCCCGCCCGAACUCUCAUCUGCUCGAAAAGAGUUGUUACAUGCAACACGACACAUACUUUCGACGAAUUAUAAAAGAUUAUUUUUGCCUAAACUAGAUUAUUUGUUCGAUGAGAAAGUUUUAAUUGGCACAGGUUUCACAAUGCGUGAAACUCUUAGACCACUAGCAUAUAGUACUGUUGCAGAUUUUAUUCAUAAUGUAAGAUCCGAAUUGCAACUUGAUGAUAUUGAGAAGACAAUAAAAAUGUACACUCGGUAUCUCUUGGAUCAAUCGUUGGCCUUAACGGUGCAAAUUAUGAGUGCGAAACUUUUACUCAAUCUUGUGGAGAGGAUAUUGAAGUUAGGUAAGGAGAAUCCAGCGGAAUCUCCCAAAGCUAAGAAGCUCUUAAUGGUCAUUAUUGAUGCUUACACCAAUAGGUUCAAAGUUUCCAAUAGACAAUACGACACAAUUAUGAAAUAUCAUAAAGAGUACGAAUCCAAUAAGGCUUCGAAAGCAAAGGAGAUUCAACAAGCUAUGAAGUUAGAUGUCAACGAAACAGAGGAAUUUACCAAAUAUAUCUUCAAUUCCGCCCAACCCUCUAUAGCGGGUUUUGAUUCUACAGUCGUUGAAGGCACACAGGAUACAGAUGAUGUUACGAAACAUAAAGAAGAGCAGUCUGGGCCGAUAGACAUGUUUGAUAUCAAAAACUAUGCGCCGAUCUUGCUAACUCCAGCAUCUACAAGCGAUCCUAUAAAGGAUGCAUUUUAUCUAUAUCGCACAUUGAUGUCGUUUCUAAAGACGAUAAUUCAUGAUUUGAAAGUCUUUAAUCCACCACCAACUGAUUAUACAGUUGCGAAUCCAAAGCUGUGGGUAUCCGUUUCCAGAGUUUUCUCAUAUGAAGAGGUUCUUGUACUGAAGGACUUGUUUCAUGAAUGUAUAAUUGGUCUAAGAUUUUUUUCAAGUAACGCGGGAAAAAAACCAUCUGAACCAGUAAAGAAACAUUUUGACAUUAAUAUGCCAAGUCUUCCGGUUUCUGCAACAAAAGAUGGUAGAGAAUUAAUGGAUUACCUAGCUUUUAUGUUUAUGCAAAUGGAUAACUCCACGUUCAAUGAAAUUGUUGAGUCAGAGAUAGAAUUUUUGUACCAAUCUAUGUUGGAAGAUUCCGCUCUUCUCCAUAUUGCACAAUCUUUUUUGACAAGUGAGAUAACCUCACCCAACUUUGCUGGUAUUCUAUUACGUUUUUUGAAAGCGAAAUUGAGGGACCUCGGUAACGUUGAUUUCAUUAAAUCGAACAUUUUAAUUCGUCUCUUCAAACUAUCCUUUAUGUCAGUCAAUCUCUUUCCUAAUAUCAACGAAAUCGUACUGCUCUCACAUCUUAAUGAUUUGAUCCUCGAUUCCUUGAAAUACUCUACAAUCGCAGAGGAGCCCUUGGUUUACUUUUAUUUGAUAAGGACGUUGUUCAGAAGUAUAGGUGGCGGUCGGUUUGAGAACCUUUAUAGAUCAAUUAAACCAAUUCUCCAAGUUCUUCUUCAAUCAUUGAACGGUAUGAUUUUAACAGCUCGCGUGCCUCAUGAGAGGGAACUUUAUGUUGAACUAUGCAUUACCGUUCCUGUGCGACUAAGUGUCUUGGCGCCAUAUCUUCCCUAUUUGAUGAAGCCGCUAGUUUAUGCACUUCAGGGUUAUCCGGAUUUGGUAUCUCAAGGCUUAAGGACAUUAGAAUUGUGCAUAGAUAAUUUAACUGCAGAGUAUUUCGAUCCCAUCAUAGAGCCAGUAGUAGAGGAAGUAAACAAGGCAUUAUUCUCAUUAUUGAAACCGCAGCCAUUCAAUCAUACCAUCAGUCAUACAGCUGUCAGAAUCCUAGGAAAAUUGGGUGGGCGCAAUCGUCGUUUAUCUAAACCAAUAUCCGAUCUAAAAACAACGCAGGAAUUGGACAUCGAGAUUGCAGCACUUUUCAAGGUAAAUGGCUUAGCGGAAGAAGUUCCAUUGUCCGUAACACCCGGUGUUGAAUCCGCCUUGGAAAUUUUAGAGGAUAACAGAGUCGAUGUCAGUUACAAAAAAGAUGCAUACAAGUACCUCGUAUCGUUAUUAAGGUUGUUGAUCAAAUCUUCAACAGAAUUUCCGGAAAAUUAUGCGUUGCUUGUUGAAGCGACUGUUAAAGCAUGCUCAACGGAUAAAAUCGAGCCACUUUCCGAUUUCGAUGCGCAACCAAGUCAAAAUGACAGGAAUUUUUCUAGUCAAGAAAAAUUGUUGAUUAAGCUUCUAAAAGCAGUUUUUCUUGCAACAUCAAUGACCGAGCUUGAAGAUGAUGCUACCACAUUAAUAAAUCAACUAGUGGAUCAUUUUUGCCUUCUUCAGGUCAGCAAUAGUCUGCUUGACAAAAGGAACUAUAGCAGCCCAUUCAAUAUCGAUAUUAAACAACCGGAGCAGCAUAUAAAUCCGAAAGUCAUUCUAGAAGCGAUAUCAUACUCAUUAUCUCAUUACAUCGAGAAAAUAAGAGCAGUAGGGGUACUCGCCAUUAAAAGAAUGUACGAUAGAAGCAAAAUGAUAUACGGUGAUGAACUCUUCUAUACUCACUCAUUUGUGAUAAAUUUAAUAAAAAGAUUGAUACACCACUGUUAUGAGGAAGAGUUUAAUAAGAAACGAGCUGGGGUUAUAGGUCUACGAACUUUAAUCAAAGAUAUUGAAAUUUCAAAUGACUUUUUGAGGAAAACUCAGUACGAACUAAUUGAUGGCCUACUCUUUGUUUUGAGAGAUACUGCAGUCCAAGCACCGGCAAUAAUAACUGAACAAACAGAAAUGUUACUUAUUGACAUUAUCCGGACAACGUGUAAGGAUGUCAAAGAAGAGGAUCUAAAUGGUAAAAUUUUGCAAAAUACUCUUACGGAUAUUGUCUGCGAGCUCAGUAACUCAAACGAAAAGGUGAGACUUACUUGCCAAAGAUCAUUGGCUACCAUCAGUGAAUCAACUGGUAUUCCCAUUGUAAAACUAAUGGAACAUUCAAAGAACUUUCUACUGUCUCCUAUUUUCGCGAAACCACUCAGAGCAUUGCCAUUUGCAAUGCAGAUAGGUAAUGUGGAUGCUGUUACUUAUUGCCUAGGGCUUCCUAACACGUUUCUAACUUUUAAUGAAGAGCUAUUCCGCCUACUGCAAGAGGCAAUUGUUCUGGCCGAUGCAGAAGAUGAAUCUUUAUCAACAAUACAGAGGGCAACAGAAUAUCAAACUUCGGAACAACUAGUAAAACUCCGUGUUGCUUGCAUCAAACUGCUCGCUUUCGCCCUUAAAAAUGAAGAUUUUGCAACGGCACAACAGGGAAAUAUCCGAUUCCGCAUUCUCGCAGUCUUUUUCAAGACUAUGCUUAAAACAUCUCCAGAAAUUAUUAAUAGCACGUACCAUGCCUUAAAGGAUGUUUUAGCUGAGAAUUCAAGAUUACCAAAGGAGCUUUUGCAAAAUGGUUUGAAACCGAUGCUUAUGAACCUUUCAGAUCAUCAAAAGUUGACUGUUCCAGGAUUAGAGGCCCUCUCGAGGCUUCUUGAGCUGCUUAUAGCUUAUUUCAAAGUUGAGAUAGGAAGAAAACUAUUGGAUCAUUUGAAUGCCUGGUCACGUAUCGAGGUUUUAGAUACCCUCAUGGGACAAGACAUUCAUGAGCAGACACCAACCAAAAUCAUUGUGAAUAUUAUAAAUAUAUUUCAUUUACUUCCACCCCAAGCCGAUAUGUUUCUUAAUGAUUUACUACUCAAAGUCAUGCUACUGGAGAAGAGAUUGAGAUUACAGAUUGACUCUCCAUUCAGGGUACCACUGGCAAAAUACCUUAACAGAUUUCAUGGUCCAGUUGUUGAAUAUUUCAAGAAAAAUAUGGCUUUGAGACAACUGGUCCUUUUCAUGUGCAGUAUACUACAAAAAGACGAUAGUAAAGAUCUAGUCACUGCAUUUGAACAAGAGAUGGAUUACUUCUGGGAAUAUUAUAUGUCAAAUAUUUCCACCAAUCGUGUCCGUGUUGUAAGUUUUUUCGCAAACAUGGUAGACCUGUUUGAUACAAUGGCAAAAAUCAGGAAAAAUGAUUGGCUCAAAGAUAAAAAAGGAAUGGUAUUCAAAUUAAAGGAUAUGCUGAAGAUUACUCUGGAUACGAUUAGAAAAAACUCUUUUUACAUCGACACCUUACAGCUGGAUCAAGCCAUUCUCAAGUACCAAAAACUUUAUCUUCAGUUUUUGACCUUUUAUCCAGAUGACCAUGCUUUACUUUUAGAUUUCAUCGAAUUCGCAAUAUCAAAUGACAUCAAGAUAUCGCAUGAGCUGCAUGUUUAUAUUUUCGAUAACAUUGUGAGCUAUGCUGAUACAACGCGGCAGAACGCCUAUUUGAAAAGCAGUUUGUCUUUUGCAUUGAGUGAUCGGUACCUUGACGCCGGCAUAUUUGUCUUACGGAAUAUUAUAAAUGCUACAUUUAUAUAUGAAGGUGCAAAGAGUCAGUCAUUGCGAAAGUUUAAUGAAGAUGCAUCAAGGCCAGAAUGGUUUGAUUUGCUACAUGAGAAGGUUUGGAAUAGUUCGAACGAAGUUUUGCUCAACAAUAUUGCUGGUCAAUACGAUAUAUAUAGGUUUGAACUACUGCAACUGUCUGCCAUAGUGAUUAACUGGGCUCCUGAUACUAUUUCUGAUUUCAAGAAAGAGGUGAUUAAGUUCAAUUGGCAUUUCAUCAAACUUGAGGAUACAUUGGUUAAGCAAUCCGCCUAUCUAGUCAUCUCUUAUUUUGUUUCGAAAUUUGACUUUCCGAUUAAGGUAGUAACACAGGUGUUCGUGGCGAUCUUACGAUGUUCUCAGGCCGAAGCUCGGUCUCUGGCUCGUAAAUCCUUGGAUCUUCUUGCUCCAGUAAUGAAUGAACGGAUGGCUGCCACAGAUACACCCAAUGCAUGGAUUAACUGGGUCAAAAGGGUUCUAUUUGAAAAUAAUUCUGCUCAAAACAACAUGUUAUAUCAAUUUUUGAUCAAUCACCCAGAUCUAUUUCACAACUCUAGAGAACUUUUUAUUUCUCAUAUUAUUCACCACAUGGGCAAGGUAACAUUCAUGUCUAAUAGCACACCAGAUAACCAUAUGUUAGCGAUUGAUCUAGCCUCUUUAAUUCUUUAUUGGGAGGAGAAAUCACUUCUAGAGAGCCGUCAUGAAGCGAUAUCAGAAGAAGAAGAUAUCGACAUGGACAAAAGUGAAGAAAAAGAACUUGUUGCGCGAUCUGUCCUCGCUAGUAGCAAUGGGUCCGUUUACCAAGUUCCUGUCAAUCUACGUGAAACAUGUAUCGCUUUCUUGAUUCGCUAUAUUUGUUCCAGCAAUCAUCGAGCAUCAGAGAGUGAACUUGGACUGAGAGCGCUGAAAAUUCUUUCAAGCCUUUUGUCCAAUGAACAUUGGUCAAAUGUUAAUGUUAAGCUAUUUUACUUUGAAAAGUUUUUAAUGUAUCGAGACUUGGGGUCUGAGAACAUUUUAUUUUAUUGUAUGAAUGCUUUAGAUGUCCUUUAUGUCCUUUUUCGGAGCAAAUCUGCCGACUGGUUAAUAGAAAAUUUAACUAUGAUUCAGAGUCUGCUCGAUAAAUGUAUGCGCGUUGAUCAUCAUGAUAUCCAGGAAGUUCUACAAAAAGUUCUCUCUUUAAUGCUAAAAGCUAUCAAAGAGAAAGAAGCACCGACAGACACGGAAGUAGAAACUCCAGGACAAGUAUUUGUGAAUACUCUUGUAUCAAUAAUAGGGCAGGAUUUGCAAGGGACCUCCUCUAUUGCUGCUGGGGUAAUGUUAGUUUGGACUUUGUUUAUGACUUUCCCCCAAAGUGUUGAUUCAUUAUUGGGUCUUAUUAUGAAGACCUUCAGUAAACUUUGUAAGGAUCACUUGAGUACGGCUCAACCUAAGGAUGCAACUGCAAUAGAAGAGGCAAAAAUCACUACAAAUCUUUUGGAGAAGGUCCUAUGUCUUCUUUCUAUGAAAGUGUCUUCUUUGGGUGAUUCACGCAGGCCAUUUUUAUCAACAGUAGCUCUUUUAAUUGAUCGUUCCAUGGAGCAGAAUUUUUUGAGAAAAAUCGUGAGUAUGGCCAGAAGCUGGGUAUUCAACAAUGAGAUAUUUCCAACUGUGAAAGAAAAAGCAGCUAUAUUAACAAAAAUGCUCGCCUUCGAGGUAAGAGGUGAACCUUCCCUAUCAAAACUUUUUUAUGAAAUCAUAUUGGAGCUGUUCGAUGGAAAAAACUUUAACAACACAGAGAUAACCGUAAGAAUGGAACAACCCUUUUUGGUUGGUACCAGAGUCAAAGACGUGGCGAUCAGGAAAAGAUUCAUGUUCAUUCUCGACAAUAGUUUAGAAAGAAACAUCAAAGAGAGAUUAUAUUAUGUAAUUCGAGAUCAGAACUGGGAAUUUAUUGCAGAUUACCCCUGGCUAAACCAAGCACUUCAACUUUUAUAUGGAUCCUUCGACAAGACCUACACUUUAAAUUUGACUGACGCCUACGACUUGUCUCCUCCAGGGAUACUGAAAGAGUAUCUAAAUGAGAAAGAGAGCAUUUUGAAGGAAGUCAAGGAUGAAGGUCUCGCUACAUUUAUCAAUGAUCACAUCAAAACAAUUCAAAAGGUGUGCACAGUUCCUUGUUCAGCAAUUCUUGAGCCGUUGGUUGAGAUAUUUUACCAAGACUCUAAUGCUAUUCAUAAGGCGUGGAUAAGCGUAUUUCCUCAGGCAUACAAAUGCAUACCAAGAAAUGAAAAAUAUGGCUUUGUGCGCUCCUUAAUAACUCUCCUCUCCAAACAAUACCACUCCAGGCAAAUAACGUCCAAGAACAAUGUUGUCAGUAUGUUAUUAGAUUCUAUCAGCAGGGUUGAGUCUUUAGAGUUGCCACCGCAUCUUGUCAAAUAUCUGGCCCUUUCCUACAAUUCGUGGUAUCAGUGCAUAAAAAUACUAGAAUCUGUCAAUAGCAAUAUAUCCAUUGAUAACAGCAAAAUAGUUGAAGCAAACGAGGAUGCACUACUGGAGCUUUAUGUUAAUUUGCAAGAGGAUGAUAUGUUUUAUGGCCUGUGGAGACGCAGAGCGAAAUAUACUGAAACUAAUAUAGCCUUGUCAUAUGAGCAAGUCGGUUUGUGGGACAAGGCACAACAACUUUACGAGGUUGCACAGGUAAAAGCUCGGAGCGGGGUUCUUCCCUAUUCUGAAUCAGAAUAUGCGCUAUGGGAAGACAACUGGAUACUUUGCGCAGAAAAGUUGCAAAACUGGGAUAUUCUUACAGAAUUGGCAAAACACGAAGGUUUCACGGAUCUAUUGCUAGAAUGUGGAUGGAGAGUUGCAGAUUGGAAUACCGACCGAGAAGCACUUGAACAAUCGGUGAAAAGCGUAAUGGAUGUUCCCACGCCUCGCAGACAGAUGUUUGAAACUUUCCUAGCACUUCAAAAUUUCGCAGAUACGAGAAAAGGGGAUCAAGAUGUGCGUAGACUAUGCGAUGAGGGUAUUCAACUGAGCUUGCAUAAGUGGGCUUCACUACCGGAGAGAUAUUCAUCUGCACAUAAAUGGCUAUUACAUGGGUUUCAGCAGUACAUUGAAUUUUUGGAAGCAACUCAGGUGUACUCUAAUUUACACUCAACAACAGUGCAAAACCUAGAUGCGAAGGCCCAAGAGGUCAAGCGUGUUCUUCAAGCCUGGAGAGAUCGUUUGCCAAAUAUCUGGGAUGACGUUAACAUGUGGAAUGAUCUUGUUACUUGGAGGCAGCAUGCAUUCCAAGUAAUAAACAAUGCGUAUUUACCUCUAAUUCCAGCGCUUCAACAAUCCAACAGUAACAGCAACGUAAAUACACAUGCAUAUCGAGGAUAUCACGAAAUUGCGUGGGUAAUCAAUAGAUUUGCUCAUGUCGCUCGGAAGCACAACAUGCCUGACGUAUGCAUCAGCCAAUUGGCAAGAAUAUAUACACUGCCUAACAUCGAAAUCCAAGAAGCUUUUCUAAAACUGAGAGAACAGGCCAAAUGUCACUAUCAAAACAUGAAUGAGUUAACGACUGGUUUGGAUGUUAUCAGCAACACAAAUUUGGUGUAUUUUGGUACAGUUCAGAAGGCUGAGUUCUUUACUUUGAAAGGUAUGUUUUUGUCAAAGUUGAGAGCACAUGAUGAAGCUAAUCAAGCUUUUGCAACAGCUGUUCAAAUAGAUUUGAAUUUGGCAAAAGCCUGGGCUCAAUGGGGCUUCUUUAACGAUAGAAGAUUAUCAGAGGAACCGAACAACAUCAGUUUCGCCAGCAACGCAAUUAGUUGUUAUUUACAAGCUGCAGGUCUUUACAAAAAUGCCAAGACAAGAAAGUUAUUAUGCAGGAUAUUAUGGCUAAUUAGUAUGGACGAUGCUUCAGGAUCACUUUCUAACGCUUUCGAGUCGUUUAGAGGUGAAGUGCCCGUUUGGUAUUGGAUCACACUAAUUCCACAACUAUUAACUUCUUUAUCUCAUAAGGAGGCAAACAUGGUUCGUCAAAUUUUGAUCAGAAUAGCCAAAACUUAUCCUCAAGCUCUACACUUUCAACUUCGUACAACUAAAGAAGAUUUUGCUGUUAUCCAAAGGCAAACGAUGGCUGUAAUGGGCGAAAGAGGUACUAAUACAGGACAAAAUGGAGCCACCAAUAAUGGUCUGCGCCAACCAUGGGAGCAUCUGCAAGAGCUAAACAACAUAUUGAAAACUGCAUAUCCUCUUUUGGCGUUAUCCUUGGAAUCUUUGAUUGCACAGAUUAAUGAAAGGUUCAAAACAACCACUGACGAGGACUUGUUUAGAUUAAUCAAUGUCCUACUAAUUGAUGCAACCUUCAACUACAAUCGUCUACCAUUCCCCAGAGGGAAACCAAAACUACCAGCAAAUACGGAAACAAAUUUGACCAGAUUUUCCGAAACUUUAUUGGCGCCUCAUAUCAGACCUAAAUUCAAUGCAGACUUUAUCGACAGCAAACCUGAUUUUGAAGUUUACAUCAAAAGAUUAAGAUAUUGGAAGAGGCGUUUAGAAAACAAGCUCGACAGGGCCCCGAAAGUGGAGUAUCUCGAAAAGCUGUGCCCUCAUUUGAGUAACUUCCAUCAUCAAAAAUUUGAGGACAUCGAAAUGCCGGGGCAAUAUCUACUUAACAAAGACAACAACCUACAUUUUAUCAAAAUUGCGAGAUUCCUUCCGCAAGUUGAUUUUGUUCGAGGGACGCAUUCUUCAUACAGGAGAUUGAUUAUUCGUGGAAAUGAUGGCAGCAUUCAUUACUAUGCGGUACAGUACCCAUCAGUGCGUCACUCAAGGCGUGAGGAAAGGAUGUCACAGCUGUUCAGGUUAUUCAAUAGGUCCCUAUCGAAGAAUGUUCAAACAAAACGCCGUAAUAUUGAAUUUUCGUUACCUAUCGCUGUUCCAUUAUCGCCGCAGGUGAGAAUCAUGAAAGAUAGUCCUUCCUUUACCACUUUUCAUCAAAUAUAUGAUGAGUAUUGCUCACAGAAAGGGUUAGAUCCAGAUUCAGUGCAAGACUUUGUUGUUGAUCAAUUGAAUAUUGCACAUGAUAAGGCAUUGCCUACGCCAGAUUUGACUGUUGUGAAGGUUGAAAUCUUCAGCUCAAUUCAAUCACUAUUUCUGCCAACUACUGUUCUGACAGAUUACUUCACCGCUUUAUUCACGAAGUUUGAGGAUUUUUGGUUGUUCCGUAAACAGUUUGCAUCACAUUACGGUACUUUCGUUUUCACCACAUACAUGAUGAUGAUAAACAACAGAACUCCUCAUAAAAUUCAUGUUGAUAAAGAGUCUGGCAAUGUGUUUACAUUAGAAAUGUUGCCAUCGAGGUAUCCACAUGAGAGGGUCAAACCACUACUGAAAAAUCAAGAUUUCAAUCUACCACCAGAUGCCCCUAUUUUCCACAAUAAUGAACCUGUACCAUUUAGAUUAACGCCCAAUAUACAAAAAUUAAUUGGUGAAUCUGCGCUAGAAGGUAUAUUUGCUGUGGAUAUUUUCGCAAUUUCUCGAGCAUUAAUGGAACCAGAGCAUGAAUUGAGCACUUAUUUGACACUAUUCAUUCGCGAUGAAGUGAUCUCAUGGUAUAGUAAUUUACAUCGACCCAUCGCUGAAAAUCCGCAAUUGCGUGAAAUGGUCCAGAAAAAUGUGGAUCUAAUUAUCAGGAGGAUAGCGCAAUUGGGGCAUUUAAGUUCUACGCCAGCUGUAACAACGCAGUUCAUUCUUGAUUGCAUAAGCUCUGCUGUAAACCCAAGAAAUUUAGCAAAAACCGACCUUAACUAUUUGCCAUGGUUUUAG
Messenger RNA from Zygotorulaspora mrakii, 11193 nucleotides. It is a transcript of the gene TRA1, whose product is annotated as histone acetyltransferase TRA1. Bases 1 to 11193 code for a protein of 3730 amino acids. Gene Ontology annotation, biological process: DNA repair; regulation of DNA-templated transcription. The record is from RefSeq and is a predicted model, not a curated record. NCBI's taxonomy places the organism in Eukaryota, Fungi, Ascomycota, Saccharomycetes, Saccharomycetales, Saccharomycetaceae. Gene Ontology annotation, cellular component: SAGA complex; NuA4 histone acetyltransferase complex; nucleus. The transcript has a single exon. Gene Ontology annotation, molecular function: protein binding; transcription coregulator activity.